This is a messenger RNA of Rhodotorula toruloides NP11, 453 nucleotides long. RefSeq names its product Histone chaperone domain CHZ domain protein. The transcript has 2 exons. Lineage: Eukaryota; Fungi; Basidiomycota; Microbotryomycetes; Sporidiobolales; Sporidiobolaceae. The record is from RefSeq and is a predicted model, not a curated record. The coding region runs from base 1 to 453 and encodes 150 amino acids.
AUGUCCGACUCGACCAAGGUUGAAGAGCCCGUCCCCGUCGUUGCCGACGACAAGGUUGACCAGCCCGCUGCCGCCGCUGAGGAGACCUCCGCUACCAAGGCCGAUGCGCCUGCUGAGGAGGAGACCGCGGCGGGAUCCAAGAGGGCCGCAGAGGAGGAGCCCGAAAAGGAGAAGGAGACCAAGAAGUCCAAGCCUACCGAGGAGAAGAACGAAGAAGAGGAGGAAGACGUGACGGGCGAGCUCGCGCACCUCGACCAGUCCAACAUCAUCGAGGGUGGCCGCCGCACGCGCGGCAAGAAGGUCGACUAUGCCGCGCUCGACAACGGCGCGGAGGAGGACGACGAGGAGGACGAGGGAGACGUCACGGUUGAUGAGGAGACCGCGAGGAAGCAGACGGAGGAGGCGGAGGGCGACGAUGACGAGGCGGCCGAGGACGAGGGCGACGACGAGUAG